AAAUAAAUAGUAUAGCGAAGUGAAAAUCGAAGCGAAGUUGAAAUCAACCUUUUAAGAAUAUUUGGGUAUCGCAUUACGCAGACAUCGAUAUAUAAGCGAACGACGAGGUGAGGAAUAAACGACAGUACGUGAUCGCCAUGGCGGGGCUAAAUGUGUUCGCGUUUUUGAUGCUCUGGUCUAUGUUGAUGACUGGAAUCUCAGCCAAACACAAUGGUACGUAUUUCAUCUCAGCACCAAAACUAAUUCGGCCAGGCAGUAUUGUUUCUUUGAAAGUCAGCAUCAUGAAUGCAGAAGGACCAGUUCACAUCACAGCUGGUAUACUAGAGGGAUAUCAUAGGGUCCAGAAGCUUAUUGCAAAUACUACUGGGUCAUUUUCUGCUGGGUCAGCUGGUACUCUGGACAUCCAGAUUCCAAGUGGACUGGGUUACGGACGUUACGACAUGUUCGUGAAUGGUACUGGUGGACUGACGUUCUAUCAGAAGAACUAUGUGGAUUUCAGGAAUAAAGGAAUGUCCUUCUAUGUCCAGACAGAUAAGGGAAUCUACAAACCUGGUCAUACUGUUCAUAUGAGGGUCUUCGCACUUCUGCCAAAUCUCCAGAGCUAUAUGGGAAAGAUGACUGUUGAUAUUGUGGACCCAAACAACAACAAGAUGGCUCACUGGCCUGAUCUUCAAGAGCCUUAUGGUGUCAUCAAGAAGGAUUUCAAACUUACAAGCCAACCUGUCAUGGGAAACUGGAGGAUCUCAGUGUCAGGAAAGGGAGAAAAUCAUAAUCAAUAUUUUGAAGUCAAGGAAUACGUUCUUCCCAAGUUCGAGGUAACCAUCACUCUUCCACCGCUUAUCUUGAAGAAAGAUUCAAAAUUCCGGGGUUCAGUGUCAUCAAAGUACACUUAUGGACAGGGUGUUAAAGGUACACUUGACAUUGAAGUGUAUUUCAAUGCCUGGAGUAACCAAAAGAUCAAGAAACAGCUACAGCUGACAGGAACAACUUCCUUUGACUUUGACAUGGAAGAAAUCCUGCGUCUUUACCUCAGGACCUACAAACAGGAUUAUGAGUGUAAGUUAUACCAGUCCUGGUACACACUUAGUGUCAAUGCAACAGUCACAGAAGGACUGACAGGAAAGACUGCAAGUAACGAAGAGAGCGUCAAGUUUUAUUACUCGGAUAUCAAGUUAGAGUUCCCUUCAUUUAAUCCAAAGAAUUAUAAGCCAGGACUUGAUUUCAGCACAGUGCUCAAGGUGACUCGAAAUGAUGGUGAGUUGGUCGAUCCAACAAAACUGAAAAAAAUGAAAAUCUCUGUCAGUACGAUGUACUCAAAAUUGAACCAAGAGCAAACAGUGAUCUAUACCCCAUCCCCAGAGGGCAUGAUUGUCAUUCAUAACCAAGUACCUAAAGAUGCCAAAGAAUUGAGUAUUAGGUCUGGGGAAACAAUUCAGUGCAGAGUCAAGAGCAAUUUCCCACUGGAGUCAUACGUCUUUAUGGUCCUGUCAAGAGGAGCAAUAUUGCAAAUGGACAGCAAGACUUUGAAAAAUGGUGUGAAAGAUGUAGAAUUCAGUUUACCAUCCACUUCAGCCAUGGCACCUUCUGCUCGUAUUGUUUUCUAUUCCAUAACAAAUAGUAAAGAAGUGGUGGCAGACGGUCUGACCAUCUCUGUUGAAAAUCCAUUUGACAAUGAGGUCAACGUUGAGUUUAACAAGGAGUCUUCACGUCCAGGAGACAAGGUCCAACUGAUGGCUAGAGCCACACCAGGUUCGCAGGUGGCUUUCCUUGCAAUAGACAAAAGUGUUUUGCUGUUGAAUAAAGACAAUGACAUUAGUCGCAGUGAGAUAUUGAAUGAUCUACAGUCGUUUGUCAGUGGAUCUGGUUGGUAUCCUUGGUGGGAUUGGGAUUGGCAUCCACGAGGUACCACAGGUGCAGCCUUCCACGUUAAUGGUCGCGAUGCUUAUACAAUAUUUCGGAAUUCAGGUCUUAUAACCUUUACCGAUUGUCUGGUGCACCGAGCCUCACACUAUUAUCCUUAUUAUGGCCAUGGUAUAAACUCAUUCGGAGGAGGAGGAGGAGGAGGAGCAUUUAGAAUGGUAGAAGAGGGAGAAUUUUCUGUUGGAUCCAGCAGGCGCAAUCAAAAACUUGCCUCUGUCACUAAGAUUCGUUCGUUCUUCCCCGAGACUUGGUUGUGGGCCGACGUAAAUGCAAGUUCAAGUGGUGAGGCUCAGAUAUCUACCACGGUACCUGAUACCAUCACGUCAUGGGUGGCUAGUGCUUUUGCUAUCUCUCCAAAGACUGGAUUCGGUAUUGGGGCGUUAAAACCAAAGCUCAAAGUUUUCCAGCCAUUCUUUAUCUCAUUGGACUUGCCGUAUUCUGUUGUGCGUGGAGAAGAAAUCGCAAUCAAAGCGUUGAUUUUCAACUAUUUAGAACAGCCACAGGAGGUAACAGUUACAUUCAAAGGGUCCAAAGACUGGAAAGCCAUCAAUGCUAGUGGAGGUAAAGAAAACUAUGAACAAGACUCAGUAGACAUAAGAGAAGUAAUAACCGUACCUGCUGGUGAGGGUAAAGCCAUCGCCUUCCCUAUCAUCCCCAAGACACUGGGAAAUGUCCCUCUGGAGGUGCAAGCUCAAUCCUAUGCUGCAGCUGAUGCAGUGAAGAGGAACCUUUUGGUGGAGCCUGAAGGUAUACCACAAGAAUACUCUUACAGCCUGUUGAUUGACUUGAAUACAACAUCCUCUUUCACAAAGACUCUAGAGGUGGCAUUGCCAAACACUACUGUACCAGGAUCGUCCUACGUGAAGGCAUCGCUCAUCGGUGACAUAUUGGGAUCAUCUUUCAACAAUCUUGGAGAUCUACUGCGCAUGCCCUAUGGCUGUGGUGAGCAGAACAUGUUGAGAUUUGCCCCGAAUAUCUUCAUCCUAAAGUACCUGACUAUAGUGAAUAAAGUCACCAAGGAAAUCAAAAACAAGGCGGAGAUAUUCAUGGAACAAGGGUAUCAGAGACAGCAGUCUUAUCGACACUCUGAUGGCUCAUACAGCGCCUUUGGGAGAAUUGAUCCUGAGGGAAGCAUGUGGUUGACUGCCUUCGUUGUCAAGUCUUUCGCACAGGCUAGGGAAUAUAUCUACAUCGAUCCUAGGUCUCUCAGUCAAAGUUUAGGAUGGAUCGCUCGUAAGCAAAAUAAGGAUGGAUCUUUCCCUACAGUUGGCCCUGUCUUGCAUGGCGGAUCUCUACAGGGUGGUUUGAAGGGGAACGUUUCCUUGACUGCCUUUGUGACGAUUGCUUUGGCUGAAGCUGGAAAUGAUACGAAGGUCAUUAAUGUUGCUAAAGAAAAAGCCGUGCGCUACCUUGAAAGUAACUUGGACAAAAUCAUCCAAAGCAAAGACGUGUAUUCAUUGGCUAUAACAGCCUAUGCUCUUAGACUGGUGGAAAGUGGGAUGAGUUGGAAAGCUCGUGCGGCCUUACUUUCCAUGCGAAUUAGAAAAGCCGGAACAAUGUAUUGGUCAAAUGAAAAACCAGAUCCUGGCAGAGCCACUCCAUUCAUUCCUUACUAUAGACCACGCUCAGCAGAUGUUGAGAUCACUGCAUAUACUCUAUUGGCGCUCAGCCUCGAUAAAGAUCUUGUAAAUGGGCUCCCUGUGGUGCGAUGGCUCUCACAGCAGAGAAACGCACUGGGUGGAUACUCUUCUACUCAGGACACUGUUCUUGGUAUCCAAGCCAUGUCAGACUUUGCGUCUUUCAUCUAUUCCCCAUCAAAGAGUUUCAAGGUCGAACUGACUCAUUCUGGGGAUAAAACGUUUAGCAAGACAUUCAAUGUUGAUAAUAACAACGAGAUGGUACUGCAGCAAGUUGUGAUUCCAAAGGUCACCGGAAACAUCAAAGUCACGGCUAAUGGCCAUGGUUUUGGGAUGCUACAGAUUGGAGUAAGGUACCACGUCACUAAGGAACCAGUCAACAGCAACUUUGACUUCAUUGUUAAGGUGCUUAAAGAAGAAGACGACAACAUCGAGAUCGAAGCAUGUGCACAAUAUCUAGGUAAAGAGGAAACCUCCAACAUGGCUGUCAUGGAAAUUGGAGUCGCGUCUGGAUUCGCUCCUGACAAGGAAGUUUUGAAGAAGCUGUUAAGUAACAAGGGACUUUUCCUCAAGAGAACUGAGUCUGAAGACAAGAAGCUUAUUUUGUACUUUGAUAAGUUCGAGAAAGGCAACGCCACUUGCGUCAAAAUUGGUUUUGAGCGAACACAUGCUGUAGGUAAAGGCCAGCCCGUCCCAGCAGUGGUAUACGACUAUUACAACCCUGAAAACCGUGCCCAAGUACUAUACAUGGCAGAUAAACUCAAAGACAUCAGCAUCUGCAGCAUCUGUCCCACGUGUGUAAACUGCAACCAUAAGAAAGUAUUGCCAUUGAAGAGGCUAAAACGAGAAACUCCCAUUCAGCUGGUGAAAAACUCGAGUCCAUUCAGUGGUCCUGGUUUGAUUGUUUCUCUUAUUGCGAUUUGCUUGGCUUACGUUAACCUGUAAAAGAAAAGAAAAACAAAUUAAAAUAGUGGAUAUGACAAAAGGCUUAUUUUAGAAUAGCAACAAAUACACCGGUAAACUACUUUGAAAAUUAUUUUGGCUUACAGUUAUAAUACAAAAACAAAAACAAAAAACAAAAGCAAAAAGGCAGAAAUCAUUCGAGAAAUGGUAGUCAGCAUAAAACAGAAAACCCUAUUCUAACAAUGAAAGGAUUUUUUUUCUUUUGGAAAUUCAGGAUGGAUUUUCAGCUUGGGAUAUAUUGUAAGGUAUUCGCUACAGUAAUAAUAUGUGCAUGUAGAGAUUGCUUGACGUAAUAAAGAAAUUUAGCAUAUCA
Molecule: messenger RNA, 4833 nt
Organism: Actinia tenebrosa (Australian red waratah sea anemone)
Lineage: Eukaryota; Metazoa; Cnidaria; Anthozoa; Actiniaria; Actiniidae
Product: CD109 antigen
Cellular component (GO): extracellular region
Molecular function (GO): endopeptidase inhibitor activity
Source: RefSeq, a predicted model, not a curated record